UCCGUUGUCACUGAUCAUCUGUUUAUUGUGUAAAAGUGAUGAAAUUCCAAAUUUCAAGUGUAUCGAGUACCAAAAGCGCCUAUUACCCCAUAGAGCUACCAUUGAAAAUCGUUUCGCUAGUCCAGCUCCGCAUCGGAAGCCACUCGCGAAGGCGCGUUAAGAUGAGCGCUUGGCCAGAUAGCGGAUUGCUGUUAUGAGCCAGCACAAUACGCAGUACUUCUUUAAUUCCAAGGAAGACUACAACACCACCCUGGAGAACAUGAGUCGGGAGUUCGAAGAACGCUGGAACCACCAGACGCAGUCGCCCUACACGAAUCUGGAGAACUAUGUAACGCGUGCUGUCCUCGGCACCGGCAGCUUUGGCACAGUGAUGCUGGUCAAGGAGAAAGUUGGCAAGAACUACUAUGCCGCCAAGAUGAUGAGCAAGGAGGAUCUGGUGCGUCUUAAGCAGGUGGCCCACGUCCACAACGAGAAGCACGUGCUGAAUGCCGCCCGAUUCCCGUUCCUCAUCCACCUGGUGGACUCCACCAAGUGCUUCGACUACCUCUACUUGAUCCUGCCCCUAGUCAAUGGCGGCGAGCUGUUCAGCUAUCAUCGCCGGGUUCGCAAGUUCAACGAGAAGCAGGCCCGCUUCUAUGCCUGUCAGGUGGCUUUAGCCCUCGAGUAUAUGCACAAAAUGAACCUCAUGUACCGGGACCUGAAGCCAGAGAACAUCCUGCUCGACCAGCGAGGCUAUAUCAAACUCACGGACUUUGGUUUUGCAAAGCGAGUGGACGGCCGCACUUCGACCCUGUGUGGAACUCCGGAAUAUUUGGCACCGGAGAUUGUGCAACUCCGGCCGUAUAACAAAUCGGUGGACUGGUGGGCCUUCGGAAUUCUUGUGUACGAGUUUGUGGCGGGCCGCUCUCCCUUUGCCGUUCACAAUCGCGAUAUCAUUCUGAUGUAUUCGAAGAUCUGUGUCUGCGACUACAAGAUGCCCAGCUAUUUUACUGGCCAGCUUAAGAAUCUUAUCGAGAGCUUGAUGCAGGUAGACACCUCAAAGCGUUUAGGAAACUCGCAAGAGGGCGCCAUCGAUGUGAAGGGUCAUCCAUGGUUUGUGGGAGUCGACUGGUACGGCAUCCUCAACCAGGAGGUGACCGCCCCCUAUUUGCCCACCAUCAGCGGCGCCGAGGAUCUGUCCAACUUCGAGAACUACCAGUUGAAGGACCGCCUGAAGUCCCGAAUAAACCGGCAUCCCGAUUUAUUUGCGAAUUUUUAAAUGUAUGUUUGUCCGUAGAAAUUGUCGUUUUCCUCAGUUUAUAUCUAAUUUAGUCAUUGAUAAACGUGUGGUUGGUGUUUUUAAGGAA
This is a messenger RNA of Drosophila elegans, 1346 nucleotides long. RefSeq names its product cAMP-dependent protein kinase catalytic subunit 2 (gene Pka-C2). Gene Ontology annotation, biological process: peptidyl-serine phosphorylation. Bases 194 to 1258 code for a protein of 354 amino acids. Gene Ontology annotation, cellular component: nucleus; cAMP-dependent protein kinase complex. The record is from RefSeq and is a predicted model, not a curated record. Lineage: Eukaryota; Metazoa; Arthropoda; Insecta; Diptera; Drosophilidae. The transcript is spliced from 5 exons. Gene Ontology annotation, molecular function: ATP binding; cAMP-dependent protein kinase activity.